CUGAAGCAGAAGCGUAUCUAUUCCUCUCUCUCUCUACUUUGACCGUUCCUCUUUCUUAUUAUUCUUCGAGCCUCAUCAUCAUCGUCGAGCUUCCUACUCCGAUUCCUACUUCUCCCUCUGAUUCUCUACCAUUCCAAUCAAUCCAUCAAUCUCUCUCUCUCUCUACCGUGUUAGGGUUCUUCUUCUUCUUCUUCUUCUUCCUCCUCAGACAGACCCUUUCUCUGUCUCUGCUUGUACCUUGUACCCUCCUCUCCGUAUCUACUCCAUUGUCUCCCUUUUUCUCUUCUCUCUUUUCACCUUUUAUUAUUUCCCUUUGCUUCUUUCGAGAAGCUGGUUUGUAAGCCAUGGAACCCAAUGGGCACAGGAAAGAGAGAAGGAAGGAACAUUUUGGGAGAGUCAAUGGUGAUGUUGAGACUGAUCUUGAUCCAUGGACUGCAUGGGCUUACAAGCCUCGCACAAUCUCUCUUCUCCUUAUUGGCGCAUGUUUUCUCAUUUGGGCAAGUGGAGCUCUUGAUCCCGAAAGCACCACAUCUGAUGAUCUUGUCACUUCUGUCAAAAGAGGAGUAUGGGCUAUGAUUGCAGUUUUUCUUGCUUACUCUUUGCUCCAGGCCCCUUCAACGGUUUUAAUCAGGCCACAUCCUGCGAUCUGGCGCUUAGUUCAUGGCAUGGCCGUCAUUUACUUAGUUGCACUUACUUUUUUACUCUUCCAGAGACGCGAUGAUGCCCGGCAGUUCAUGAAGUUUCUUCACCCUGACCUUGGAAUCGAGCUUCCUGAGAGAUCAUACGGUGCUGAUUGCCGUAUUUAUGUGCCUGAUCACCCAACAAACAGGUUUAAAAAUCUUUAUGACACAGUAUUUGACGAGUUUUUCUUGGCUCACAUCUUUGGAUGGUGGGGAAAAGCAAUUCUGAUCCGGAAUCAGCCACUUCUGUGGGUGCUUUCAAUUGGUUUUGAGCUAUUGGAGCUUACUUUUCGGCACAUGUUACCCAAUUUCAACGAGUGCUGGUGGGACAGUAUUGUUCUUGAUAUCUUGAUAUGCAACUGGUUUGGGAUCUGGGCAGGAAUGUAUACAGUACGCUACUUUGAUGGAAAAACAUACGAGUGGGUUGGCAUUAGCCGCCAGCCUAACAUUAUUGGCAAAGUGAAAAGGACACUGGGGCAGUUCACACCAGCUCAUUGGGACAAAGAUGAGUGGCAUCCGCUGCAGGGACCUUGGCGUUUUAUUCAAGUACUCACUCUUUGCAUCGUCUUCUUGACAGUGGAGCUGAACACAUUCUUCCUCAAGUUUAGCCUGUGGAUCCCUCCUCGAAACCCAGUGAUUCUUUAUAGGCUGAUCCUGUGGUGGCUCAUAGCGAUACCAACAACACGGGAAUACAAUUCAUAUCUCCAAGACCGGAAACCUGUGAAAAAGGUGGGAUCAUUCUGUUGGCUGUCACUGGGGAUUUGCAUAGUAGAACUUCUCAUCUGCAUCAAGUUUGGAAGUGGAUUGUACCCAACAGAAAUGCCAUUGUGGGUAGUGACACUUUGGGGAAGUGUGGGACUUGGACUUGUGGCCUUCUUGCUGGGUUGGACAUGGAAGAUCCAGAAGACCCUCGAGAGAAAGAGACGCUAAGCUCGUCAUUAUUGUUGCAGCAGAUGAGACUCUGGUUAGUGGUCCUUAUUGUUGCAGCAUAGAGACAGAGAGAGAGAGGUGAGACAGUCAAAUGCCAUUGUAGGUUUUGGUUUUUGUAAAUAGGGAGAAGAACAAUGUAAAUGCAAUUUUCUUUAGGGCUAGUUGUGUGAUAUUUACAUUACAGAGCUUUCAUCAAUUCUUUCAUGCAACAAAAUUGCUUUCA
Messenger RNA from Eutrema salsugineum, 1833 nucleotides. Its product is annotated as CDP-diacylglycerol--serine O-phosphatidyltransferase 1. NCBI's taxonomy places the organism in Eukaryota, Viridiplantae, Streptophyta, Magnoliopsida, Brassicales, Brassicaceae. Gene Ontology annotation, biological process: phosphatidylserine biosynthetic process. The record is from RefSeq and is a predicted model, not a curated record. The coding region runs from base 345 to 1610 and encodes 421 amino acids. Gene Ontology annotation, molecular function: L-serine-phosphatidylethanolamine phosphatidyltransferase activity. The transcript has 14 exons.